UUGUCUCGAAAGCUGUUCGGGUACAUCGAGAUCCAAACAGAGAAACAGCGCUGCGCAUCAACACUGUAGCGUCUCGCACUGUCACAAAACGAGCAAGUCCAGCGAAUACAUCUCACACAGACAUGCCGUCUGACACACCUUUUAAACAGAGAAGGAGCUAUGCUGAGCGUUCUAAAGAAGUUCAACAGAUCAGAGACCAGCAUCCCAACAAAAUACCAGUAAUCAUCGAGAGGUACAAGGGUGAGAAACAGCUCCCCGUCUUGGACAAAACCAAAUUCCUGGUUCCUGAUCACGUGAACAUGAGCGAACUGGUCAAGAUCAUCCGCCGCCGCUUGCAGCUGAACCCCACGCAGGCCUUCUUUCUGCUGGUGAACCAGCACAGCAUGGUGAGCGUGUCCACCUCCAUCUCGGAGAUCUACGAGCAGGAGAAGGACGAGGACGGCUUCCUCUACAUGGUCUAUGCCUCCCAGGAGACCUUCGGCUGUUAAACAAGAGCAAAUGAGCCAUCAAGCCAGCGAGCACAACGGGAAGAUGAAAGAUAGAAAGCAACAGCAAACGUACAACAAACAGAAAUGUGCCCUCUAGCUUAGAACUCCUUGUGUAGUAAAACCAGAACUGAGGAAUUAUGUUUUUUGUUCAUGCACAUGUGCCGAGUGACUGUGUGGUGUACCAUUCUGUGUUUAACAACAAAACAAAAUCCAGCAAAUGGCCUUCUUGCGUGGAUAUUCGGGUCAGCGUAUUUAAUUGCUAAAUAUUAUUAGUAGAUGAGCCUUUCUGUUGUGAUUCUCGUUGUAAAUGUGAACAAAAAAAGUAACAACAACCUUAUAUGUCAUUGCCAAAAUAGCCCAAGGCCUUGGCCCUUGAAAGUGUGAGGCUGUGAUCGGGCCUCAUGGCUUCACAAAUAGAAUUUAAAAACGGGUACAUUUUAAAUAGGCGGGUCACAGGGAAUCAGUGUCUGUCGACUCUUGUUCUUUGCUAGUAAGUUAAUGUGUAAAACGAUACUGUACUUUUCUACAUGCUGCAUGGUUCCAGCAGGUGGCACUGUGCUCUAUUUCCUUAGUCUUUUUUUAAUCCAAGAGUUUAAUCCCAGUACUACCGGUCAAACUGUAGCCGGGAACUCAAGCAGUCCACGAAACAGGACCCCAGAACAUCACCACCAGCGCUAACCCUGCCUUUUCCAGUGAGCCCCACCUCCCUGAUCUGGGACUGGCAGAUUAACAUUGGUCAGAUUUUGUUCAGCCCGUGUCAGGAAUCUAGCCAGUAUAGUGGCCACUAAAUCUUAGUUUGAGAACCAGUCGUUUCCCCAGCAGGUAGUUUCGUAGCUUUGGUACGAGGGACAGCUACUGCAGGGGAUCAUGCAGUAGGGUUGUUGCUACUGAUAGAUGUCUGGGGAGACUUUUGUCUGCAGAAAAGAGUGAGAAGUUGCUUGUAUUGUUCUCCUUUUCAUUCAUGUUUAACCAAGGUGAAGCUUCUGCUUGAAAAGAGAUUCACCACAACACCUUUCAUUCAAGCGCAGUCAGCCCUCGGUGCUACAGUGUGUGUGUGUGUGAGGAGUCCAUUUAAAAGCUGUGGAUAGUGUGUGUAUCUCAUUACUAUUAUUAUUAUUAUUGUAAUCCGCUUUUUAUGUAGGAAUAAACAAGCUUUUUUGCACUUAAAAAAAUAACUAGACCUUUAGGAACCAAGUAGUGUUUUAAUGUGUAUAUGAUUCUGUCACCCUGCUUUCUCUUUGUAGUUUUUGAGUUUUGAAUGAAAGGUUUCGUUUGAUAUACACUGCAUGCGGUUUCGACCCUGUGAAAGAGGGCCAACUGAAAUGAGUUUUUAUUUUUUAUUUUAAUGUUGUCUUGUAUUUUUUUGGAUUUGUAUUUCCUUUUAUUUUUUAACCAAAAAAAAAAACACUAUGUAUGUGGGGGCAGGAGGUGGGGUGUUUAAACAAAAGUUCUAACUAUAUAUAAUAUUACACAAAGUUAAGUUAAAUCUUA
This is a messenger RNA of Acipenser ruthenus (sterlet), 1979 nucleotides long. Its product is annotated as microtubule-associated proteins 1A/1B light chain 3A. Bases 123 to 488 code for a protein of 121 amino acids. NCBI's taxonomy places the organism in Eukaryota, Metazoa, Chordata, Actinopteri, Acipenseriformes, Acipenseridae. The record is from RefSeq and is a predicted model, not a curated record. Gene Ontology annotation, biological process: cellular response to nitrogen starvation; macroautophagy; autophagy of mitochondrion. The transcript is spliced from 4 exons. Gene Ontology annotation, cellular component: autophagosome; cytosol; autophagosome membrane. Gene Ontology annotation, molecular function: ubiquitin protein ligase binding.